Molecule: messenger RNA, 1497 nt
Organism: Scleropages formosus (Asian bonytongue)
Lineage: Eukaryota; Metazoa; Chordata; Actinopteri; Osteoglossiformes; Osteoglossidae
Product: somatostatin receptor type 5-like
Exons: 1
Coding region: 1-1497 (498 amino acids)
Biological process (GO): neuropeptide signaling pathway
Cellular component (GO): neuron projection; plasma membrane
Molecular function (GO): neuropeptide binding; somatostatin receptor activity
Source: RefSeq, a predicted model, not a curated record
AUGUUGCUCUCCACUACCUCCAUGGAGUCUUCCCCAAGGCCAGAAGUGUUUCCCACUAACACCGUCCCUUCAGGGAUGCCGGAGACGUUGGGAAACUUCACCUCCCUUCCCCAUUACACGAGCUUCUCCCAGUCUCAGUCCCUCCUGAAUGACACCUUGCUCAACAUCUCUUUGCUCAACUCCACCAGUGUGGCAGGUGGCUUUGGCCCCAGUGUGGCAGGAGUUCUCAUUCCACUAAUCUACAUCACAGUCUGUGUUAUUGGUCUGGGUGGCAACACACUGGUCAUCCACAUCGUCCUACACUACUCCAAAACCGAAUCCGUCACUAACAUCUACAUCCUGAAUCUGGCCAUCGCUGAUGAGCUAUUCAUGCUGGGCUUGCCAUUCCUGGCUGUGCAGAAUGCACUCCUCACCUGGCCUUUUGGCUCAAUCAUGUGUCGGCUGGUGAUGACUGUUGAUGGGAUUAACCAGUUUACCAGCAUCUUCUGUUUGACCAUGAUGAGCAUCGACCGCUACCUGGCUGUAGUCCACCCCAUCCGCUCUUCCAAGUGGCGGAAGCCCCAAGUGGCUAAAGCUGUUAACCUGACCGUGUGGGUAGUGUCCUUCAUUGUGGUUCUGCCUGUCGUCAUCUUUGCCGAUGUCGUCAAAGACGGCGGGACCUGCAAUAUUAUUUGGCCUGAGCCGGCUGAGAUAUGGAAGGCCACGUUCAUCAUCUACACAUCCACCAUUGGAUUCUUUGGCCCACUUCUGGUUAUCACCCUCUGCUACCUGUUGAUUGUGGUCAAGGUCCGAAGUGCAGGUAAGAAGGUCCGUGCUACUUCAACCAAGAGGAAGAAGUCUGAACGCAAGGUCACCCGAAUGGUCAUCAUCGUAGUGGCAGUAUUUGUCCUCUGCUGGCUGCCUUUCUAUGCCCUGAACAUCGUCAACCUGCUGGUGGUACUGCCAGGGGAAUUUCGGGGGUUGUACUACUUUGUAGUAGUGCUCUCCUAUGCCAACAGCUGCGCCAACCCAAUCCUCUACGGCUUCCUCUCAGACAACUUCAAGCGGGGCUUCCGCAAAGCUCUCUGCCGCUCCUCCCGAAAGGUGGACUGUAGAGAGGAGAUGGGCACUGAUCAAUUCACCACACAUGCAGGGGAGAGGAGGAGGCCAUUGGAGCGAAGGGACAGCCUGAGAGAGACCACUGCCUUGGAUGAGGAUGACCGGGAAGAGGCCACAGAGAUGACAGAGAUCUGCAGAAUAACACAGAAUGGGAACAGCAGCACAGAGCCAGAGAGUUGCAGAAACCUGUUUCUGCAUCGGGCAAAAGCGGAGGGGAACUCUAGGCUGCCUUCUCCAGACCAAAGAGUUAAACCAGGGGAGGGACCUGGGACAGGCUCAGCCUACUGCCCUGUAAACAAUAUUCCAUUAAUGCUCAAUGGAGCCAAAAACGGCAGCUUCAAAACUUUGCCUGAAGAACCAGUGGAGAAAAACACUUUGCUGGAAAUCAGUUAUUUGUAA